This is a messenger RNA of Pichia kudriavzevii, 5595 nucleotides long. RefSeq lists its product as uncharacterized. The coding region runs from base 1 to 5595 and encodes 1864 amino acids. The transcript has a single exon. Lineage: Eukaryota; Fungi; Ascomycota; Pichiomycetes; Pichiales; Pichiaceae. The record is from RefSeq and is a predicted model, not a curated record.
AUGGAUGGUGCAGAAAGAGAAAACAGACAGGAGAUAAGCACAAAUGAAAACAAAGAGAAGUUAAUUGUGCGUUUGUCUCGACGUAAUACACUAAUUGAACAAGCAACUAGAAGGCAUUAUGAGAAUAAUCCCAAUGUGAUAUUUGUUUAUGAAGAAGAAGAGGUUUUAGACACACCUGAAUACUGGGCUACAAUUGCAAGGAGAGCCAAUAUUCCAGUCGAAGAGGAUGAUGUUGAGGAGGUACCUAGCUUGGUCGAUAAAGGAGAUUCCAAGUGUUACGAUAACCCAAGAGAACUAUAUGAGAAACUUUUAGCUCGACAACAAGCGUAUAAAAAACUAUCAACAGAAGCAGAAGAUGAAUACUAUGCUAAUAUCGAAUAUGAGUAUCAAUUGAAAAAGAACCGUAAGAGAAAGUCUGAUGAAAAAGAUUCAGACAGAGAGAGUAAGAUUGACAAUUUUAUGAAAUUGUUCAACUAUCAGCAGUCAAGCUUACGUGGUUCAAAAGACGCAGAACCAAGCGUAAAUACCUCUGCGGAAAACAAUGCAGAAAAACCUGAUGAUGUCGAUUCUGAUGUGAGUUUGGUUAUUCUAUCAGAGCAUGACGAUGUCAACGACAAAGUAGGUCAUCAAGAAGAAAUCGCCGAGGGUCGCUGUACGGGGAAUUAUGAUUUAGAGACGGGAUCCAACAGAAUUGCAGACGGUGAUGGAUUUGAAGUAGAAGAACUUUAUGAGGAAGAAAAAUCUAGUCUUUUAGAUGAUGUGGAAGAUGUGAGAAACUACAAUAACGAGGAAAUAAUAGAUAUACAUGAAACACUAAAUCCUGAAGGAGAUUAUGAAAAUUUUUCAGAUAAUUACGAUAUGGGAAUGAAUGUACGGGCUGAAGAAGAUAUCAAUUUAACACACAAGAUAAUCCCUGGGAUACAGGAAGUGGGUUAUACUUAUUUUGAAGAGACCGUAACAACCAGCGAAGCCUGUGAAACAGACGGGACUAAUUUAUCUGAAGAAAUUUCAGAGAAAAAUGAAGAGACUGAAGAGGGUGCUGGAUCUGAAGCAGAUUAUGUUGUAAAGAAUGACAAAGCCACGGAAGUAAAUAACUUUGUUAGCUUAGACUCAGACUCUGAUUCAUAUGGAAAAUUUGGAAAUAAUAAUAGUAUGUCAAAUGAAGGGUUAAAUGAACAAGGGUUAAGUGAAGAGUUAAGUGAAGAAGAGUUAAGUGAAGAAGAGUUAAGUGAAGAAGGAUCAAACAGGAAAAGAUUAAGUGAAGAAGAAGAAGAAGAAGAAGAAGAAGAAGAAGGAAAUAAGCUAAACAGAGAGAAUAAUUAUCUGGCUAAUGAUGCAGUUUACGCAUUCUUUUCUGCACAAUUAGAGAAUCAGCGACAAGCAAAUACAGAACAACCUUUAGAGGAGGAAGUAGUGGAAAUUCAAAGAAAUGAAAUAGAGCCAAGAAACCAGGCGGGAAUUCAAGAAAAUCAUGUCUUUUCUGAGGAUGCAUCGCUGGAUGAUAGUUUACUGGGCAAUAAUACCGAAACAAUCCAAGUAUAUCCAGAAUCCGAUACUAAAAUUUCCUCCAUUGACGAAACAACUUUUCACUCCGCAAUUGGGAAUGCAUCAAUAGAAGGAUCAACUCCCGUAAAUGAGAACAAUGCUUUAGAAAUGAGCAUACAGCAAGAGGUUCUUGAACCAUCACAUAGGCAUGUCAUUUUCAAACCUAUGACUCCUCCUCGACCACCCACGCCAGAAGCGCCGCAAUUAUUUAUUGGACUAUCCGAAUUACUCUCUGCCUCAUUAGAUAUUCAAUCUAAACAAAGUGCAGGUCAUGAUGUUGAUCCAGAACUUGUAGAGACCACUAGUAAGUUAAUAGAGAAAACAUCUAAUGUUAUUGGCGAAAUAUCAGACACAGAGUUAGAGAGAAUUAUUUCAAGACCUAGUACGGUUGACCGUGAACAAAAGAUAGACGCCGAAGAGGAAGACAAAGUGGAAAGUGAAGCUGAAUACACCGAGCAUAUGGUGGUGAUUGAUGAGCCUCAAAUUAAAGUGACAAGGGAUAAACAAUCGACACCUCUUCCAGAGAAUUACAUUACCAAAAAGGCGGCAUCAGUGUUAGACAACCUAGCAUCUGAAAGCUUUAGUGUUUUAUCAGAGUCAUCAAUGUUAGCGAACACUAAAAAUGAGGGUGCUGAUAAUUGUGUAAAUGAGGAAGAUUACAUAAACUCAUUGAUUACGGAAACACUGAAUGAUACAAAUAGAACGAAUUUGGUGGCAGCUUCAGGAGGUGUUUAUGGGGAAACUAUUCUCGAAUCCAAUGGGGAUAUAUCAAAUUGCAAUCAAUCAUUUUUUGUAGAAAGCUUAUCUGAUCAGAAAGAUGAAGAUGGCAUGGAAGAUAAUGUUACGGAUAACAAAGAGGAAACGUUUAACAAUAAUGAUGAUGAGGAGAUUAUUGAUCAUAAGUCUACAGAUACGGAUGAACUUGAAGAUUCUGUUACACAUGAUGUUACAUCUUUUAUCCAUGUCACCAAUAAUGCCAUACAAAGUAACGUCGAACCAAAUGCUGAAGUCGAUGAUAAUUUCACAAUCGGAUCUGACACCUCAGAAACGGGAAAAUUGAGAAACGAGGCAACUUUAGCAAGUAACGAACAUCUUCGGAAUGAACAUGAAGCAACUGAAAGUUUGACAGCUUCCUUUCAGGAAGAGUGCUCCAAUGCUUCUAAUUUGGAGAAAGAAGAGAAAAAAGUAAAAAAGAGAGCUUUUGAUGAAGUUGAAGAUAUUUCAAACAAUUUCGAUUCUACUGGCGAGUUUCCUAGAUUGAAAAGGAGGCAGUUUUCAAUAUUCAAUCCGUUUUCUUGGUUUGGGAAAACCACUUUUAAGAAUGUUGAAAAUAAGAACAUUUUUGAAUUUAGUAACGGCGAAAAGAUUGAGAGUAACAAGCUAUUUCAAAAUGAAUCUAUUGGUGAAGGGGUAGAUGGCGUUGCUGAAGAUAAUUGCAGCUAUAGCACACAAGAGAAAGAAAAGGAAGAGUCAGAACCUGCAAGUGCAACCGAAUUGGAAAUAAAUCAUAAUAGUGCAUAUGCGGAACAAGAAGAAACUAAUACAUUCAAACAACCCAAUGAACAAACCGAAAAUGAGCGCAGCGAAAUUGUGGACUCGAAAUAUAAUAGUUACCAGCCAAAUGCUUUUGAGAAAGCUAAACCUAUAUGUGGAGUGUCUACAGAAGGAGAAGUCGAUACCUCACACGAGCCGAAUAUUCUCACUGCAAGCCCAAAUAUUUCAACAAAUUCCGAGUCAGCCGAUAUAGGAGCUCAAGAUGUACACAAGAAGGUGGGUAUGGUGUUUUUGGACGAUACAUCUAUCUCGGAUGAUCAAGAAGGCAAGAGUACUGAAAAUAGCAAAAACUUGAAUGAAAACGAAAAUGCGGGAGGUGAAAUGGAUUUAUCAACACAAAAAUCUUGGUUUUCUGGAUUAAUUAGUGCCGUUAAAGAGUUUUCAAAAGGUGCCCUGAUUGAUGGAGCGGUUGAUGAUGAUACUGAUUCUAGCAGCAGCACACAAUCAUUAAAUGACUCUGAUAGUGCUACUGAUUCAUCAGUUUCUGCAAAACAUGGAGUGGCCUCCACAGAGGAAAGCACAAACACGGGAGAACAUACCUCUACUGAAUCUAGUUACACAGAAUCAAAGAAUGACUCAGUUUCAAGACAAGAAACAACUUUGAAUAUAGAACAAGUUGAUGAACCUGAAACCUUUGAAUUAUACGAAAAUGAACAACCUUCUGCCGAUUCAACUGUCCAUGAAAUAACUGAUUUUCUUAGUAUUGUCGAAGAAAAGUUAGAUGAGGAGAUAUUUAAUGUAGUUAAUUCCCCAAGUGAAACGGAAGCUGGGAACUCAGAACAUUUCAAAAAUUACGAACAAGAGGUUACAGAAUUUAUGGAAGUUCACGAAUAUGAAGAUGGUAAGGAAAAGUCAAUGCGUAUUGAAUUAAGCUCUGAUCCUAAAGAUGAUAACCAGCAAAUGGAAACGACAAAAUGUGGUGAUGGUGACGAUGUUGAACGUCCUCCGGUGGAAACGAGAUAUUCAGAAGAUGGUAUCAGUGAUUUGGGAGGAGCACAUUACAUAGAGUCAAAAGCAAAUAAAGACGAUAAUGAGGUGGUGUCUCAUUCAGGAAGCGAAAAUUGUAAUCUAGAAUUACCUAAACCAUUGGGAAAUAGCAGGGAUUCCAACUUUUCAGGUAUUUCUAAUGAAUUGACCUUAUAUCCUUAUAAGCUGGUUUCCUCAGAAGAAACGCUUGAAGAGACUGCUGAAUUAAAGAAAACGAAACAUAGUCAUGAGUUGCAGAAGCAAGAAGAUAAUUUUGUUGAGACUAUUUAUGUGCACGAUGCAGUACAAGAAGUGAAAGAUACUGAAACAGGUUUGGGAAAAGACGAAUCAAACUUUAAUGAUGCUGAAUCAUCAGAAGAGAAAAAAAUAGUAUCCAGUGCUAAUUUUGGAGAUGUAUUAGUUAGUAAUAAUGAUGCUGCGCCUUCAGGUGAGGUGAUUAAAGAGACAUCCAAUGGUGAAAAAAGAGAAGCCACUCCAGAGACAGAUACAAUGGAAGUUGUUGACAGCGAAGACAUGGAGGAACCAAAUGGUGAGAAAAAUUCCCAUGAUUACAAAAUACAAACAAAUGAAUCUGUUGAUGCUACAGAAAUAAUUAAAGUUGAUCCUUUAGAUUACGAGAAAAUUACCGUGAAAUCAUCGAAAAUUCCGAAAGUAGAAGUUGAAUUACUAAAAAAACCUAACAAGAGAGGCCGGGGUGAAAAUUCAGAUUCUGAAGAAGAAGAAGAUUCUCUCAAUAAACGUCUUCAUCUGCAAGAUUCAAAACUAGAAGCGCCUCCUGUUGCAGUUAGGACCAGGUCGAGAUCUCCAUCACGGAAACCGUCUGAUUCCAGUACCAGUCGUAACUUAUCGUUUGGGGAGAGUGGGAAGACAUCUUUGAAUUUUUUAGCCAAUAGAGUAUUAUCAUAUGGCUCAGAUGAGGAUCCCGUUGAGAUAAACGAGGAACGUUUACCAAGAGAUUACACAGACCUGAUUGAGGAAGCAGAUAAUUUUAUAGUUCAUGAACUUGAAAGGAAGCCGAGUGCAGCUGGUGUUAAAUCGACGAACAGUGAUAACGAGGAUAUUGAUAGGACGGCAUCAGAGAAGGAGCAAUUAAACAAUCCGCUUGUUGUUCCUAAAAGAACGAGGUCUAAUGUUUCAUCUUCUUCCAAAUCUGAAACUGACAAGACAAGUGUGGAGUUGAAAACCAUUCGUGGCUUAAGAAGCAGGCCCUCUAACUCAGUUACACCUGAGAUCAUGAGUCGCUCGGGAUCAGAUGUAGAUACUGGAUCGGAUAGUGAAGCAACACUUGGAGACCGAUUGGCAGCCGCUUCCAAGCGCAGCAAGAAAAACAGUCCAUCAGGUAAGGGAGAUCGAGAUGCAAGCGGUAGAGGGAGAGGUAGGGGCAGGGGAAGAGGAAAUGGAAGAGGUAGAGGGAGAGGUAGAGGAAGAGGCAGGGGAAGAUCCACCAGAGGCCAUAGCUCGUCAAGAGGCAGCACCAGAGCUAGUGGUAAGGGGAAAAGUAGUAGGUGA